Molecule: messenger RNA, 588 nt
Organism: Pieris napi
Lineage: Eukaryota; Metazoa; Arthropoda; Insecta; Lepidoptera; Pieridae
Product: chorion class CA protein ERA.1-like
Exons: 2
Coding region: 88-543 (151 amino acids)
Biological process (GO): multicellular organism development; chorion-containing eggshell formation
Cellular component (GO): egg chorion
Molecular function (GO): structural constituent of egg chorion
Source: RefSeq, a predicted model, not a curated record
GCAAUACUAUAUACAAUAUAGGUCAUUUAGUAUAAAAGCGGAGUCGACUUCUGGUGACGAUAUUCUGAACAAUUCAGACAAUCAGACAUGUCUUCAUUCAGUGUAUUUAUCCUGUGCCUUCAAGCUUGCUUGAUCCAGAACGCCUUUGCGUGGAUCGCCGAACCAGCCCUCGCACCCUGUCUCGGUAACCAAGCAUGGGGUCCAGCUGGCCCAGCGAUGGGUAUCGCUCCCGCACCAGGUCUCGCUAACCCAGCAUGGGGUCUAGCUGGCCCAGCGAUGGGUAUCGCUCCCGGACCUUUUGCCCCCGCCCUGGCGCCUUCUCCAUUCGCCCCAGCCCCAUUUGAAGCAGGUAUUGCUCCAUACGGCGGUGAAGGUAUCGGUGACGUAGCUGUUGCUGGAGAGAUGCCAGUGGCUGGUACCACUAUGGUAGCAGGACAAGUGCCCAUCCUCGGUGCUGUACGCUUUGCUGGUGACCUCCCAGCUGGUGGUGUGGUAUCUAUUGCUGGAAGCUCCGGAUGUGGAAGAUCUCCCUACAUGUACUAGACUCCAUCCAAGGACGCAAUGUUUCAAUAAAGAACAGUGACUUUA